Molecule: messenger RNA, 1818 nt
Organism: Triplophysa rosa
Lineage: Eukaryota; Metazoa; Chordata; Actinopteri; Cypriniformes; Nemacheilidae
Product: flavin reductase (NADPH)-like
Exons: 5
Coding region: 156-815 (219 amino acids)
Source: RefSeq, a predicted model, not a curated record
GGGGACCAAAGCGGACCUGAAAGUCAACCUCUGUUGAUUACGUGUAUUAUUGUGGGACUGUCGUAGAUGUUUUAUUUCCUCAAAAUCGGCCGAAUAAGGUGCAGUGGUCACGAACUGAGGAAACGCAGGAGUGAGGAAUAAAAGUAGUGUCCAAGAUGAAGAUUGCAGUUCUCGGAGCGACGGGUCAGACGGGACAGGAGCUCGUGCAUCAGGCUCUACAGCAGGGACACACAGUCACAGCAAUCGUCAGAAACCCUGCAAAACUCACUGUUACACAUGACAACCUGAAGGUGGUUGAAGGAGACGUUUUUGCUGAAGACAGUCUGAAACCUCACUUCAAAGGUCAGGAUGCGGUCUUCUCCUGUCUUGGCUUUCCAAUUUCAUUUUUCUAUGGAGUCACUGGCUACACGCAGUCCAUGACGGCAGCCAUAAACGCCAUGCGCGAAGUCAAAGUUAAUCGUAUCAUCACCAUGACAUCGUGGUACACUGACCCUAAUUCGGGCACCAAUGCUUCUUAUCUUAUCCGCUUCAUGUUGCUGCCCAUGAUAAGAAGUGUUCUGAGCAACAUGAAUGAAAUGGAAAGCUUUCUGAAGCAGACGGAUGACAUCAACUGGACUGUUGUCAGGCCCCCUGGUCUCAAGAAUAUACCCACAACAGCCAAUGAGUUUUUAACUCAUGAAGGUUACUAUGUUCCCGAUGAAAAUGGUCUUCCUAUCGGGCAGUCGGUGUCAAGAGGAGAUGUGGCGCGCUUCAUGCUUUCUCUUCUCAACAACAAUGCUUGGAUGAAGAAGGCUGUUGCUAUCAUCACCAAAUAAAUUUGCACUACACUUAUGGAGGUAUCAUUUUAUAUACAUAGCCCUUGCCAAAGAAGAGCUCCUGGUGGUUUAUAGUUCACCCAAAAAUGAAAAUUCUGUCAUCAUUUACUCACCCUCAGAUUUGCUGAACAAAGUAAUCAAACAGAUCUCAUCCCCCAUUGGUUCCCAUAAUAUUUAAUUUCUCUACUGUGGCAGUAAAUGAGAUCUGUUUGGUUACGGAUAUUCUUAAAUAUCUUACUUUGUGGUCAUCAGAACAAAGAAAUGUAUACUAACAAUCUGAGGGUGAGUAAUGACGACAGAAUUUUCAUUUUUGGGUGAACUGUCCCUUUAACUGGCCUUUCCUUUUACUGACAUAUAUUACGACUGCUAACCUUAUAUCAUCAGACUAGAUGAAUGCCCAAGUAAUUUGCCAUAUGAACUGAUUUGUGCUUCUUUUUAAAUAGGGACUUUUAUUUUGUAAUACUGAUAGCUGUCAUCACGAAUGUUCAGAUAAUACGGUGAAAUUAGGAGUCCGUAAACCUGAAAAUAGCACAUUGAUGUAGUAUUUAAUAAUAACUGUAUAAACAUGUAUUCAAAAGCAAAUUAAUACAUAUAUGAAAAUAAAAACACCAAUACUUAAAUACAAAAUAAACGCUAACACUAUUAUAUACUGCCUUUGCUCUUUUCAUCAUUUUGAGGCAGUCCUACACAUUUAAAUGUAUUGUUUGUUUCUUUUUCAAUUCUAACAUAAAUGAGGUAUGAUAUUGGAUUAGAUUUUCCACACAUUCUAUGUCUGGAUGUUCUUGGGAACUUAUUGUGGAUACAUUUCACUACUUUAUAUGUUUUAUUAUUUGACAUCUUUGUCUAAGACUUUUAUUGUAAAAUUAUGAAGGUCUAUAAUAAAAAGAUUGCCUUUAUAUAACCUGUUUUAAAAUAUAUUGUGUGAUCAGUUUGUUCACAAUUUACGUCUUUCCCUCACAGUUAUGAUGUCAUAUUGUGCCACCAAUAAAGUUGAAAAAAAAUA